Benincasa hispida (wax gourd) is the source of this 1846-nucleotide messenger RNA. RefSeq names its product Putative membrane lipoprotein. The record is from RefSeq and is a predicted model, not a curated record. NCBI's taxonomy places the organism in Eukaryota, Viridiplantae, Streptophyta, Magnoliopsida, Cucurbitales, Cucurbitaceae.
AAAAAACUUGACCAAAAUAGUUGAAAAUUAGAUAUUGUUUUUCUUCUCCAUACAGAAGCUCUUGAGGAUCUCUCCACAAAGGUUUUUUUUUUCUUUGUUGUUUUCUUGACAACGAAAUUUCCAUGCAAAUCUUCAACCAAUUUGUUUCUCAAUGAAGAAGAUGGAAGAUGAUCAUCAGAAGAAGAACAUCAUCAUGUUUCUAAGUCUUGUUUUCAAGCUUUCAUCCAUCAUCUCUUGAUCAAACUCACAAUCUUUUCAAACACCAAAAUUAAUGUCUUUGGUGAAUCCCUCUGCUGGACGUGCAUUCAUAUGGAUCGUCACUUGCUUUCUCUUCUUCUCCAUUAUCAGCGGCGGCGGCUGUCUUUUGAUGUACAUGAUCCUCCCUGAGACCGAAACCACUGCCUGGCUACCCGUCGCCGGUUUGUCCUUGGUCUGUCUCCCUUGGUUCUUUUGGCUCUUAACUUUCUUCUACAGAGUCAUCUCUCGUGCAUGUGGUUUUAGAGUCUCCAUUGGUAUUGGCGUAGAUGUCGGGGCCGAUAACGCAAAUGCCAAUAAUAACAAUAAUAACAAUAAUGCAUCUGCUGAAUCCCCUCGACACGAUGGGGGAGAUCGAGUUGAUGAGGAGGACGACGACAAUGGUGAUCAAAGGCGAAGCAAUUCGUCAUCCAACAACUCGAUAGCGUCUCGUGAGAGUGAAAUGCCAUUAGCCAUAACAAUGGGGUCGUAAAGCUAACUAAAUAAUUGAGUUCCACUGAAGAAGGGUUUGGUUAUUCAAUAUGGAGGAAGAAUUUGAGUCGAAUGAAUCAAGAAAGUUGAAUGAAUCUCCUACUAGAAUUUGAGUCGUUUCCUCCAUUUAAAAAAGAACAUCGAUCUUUGUUGAUCUUUUUCAUGAGUGUAUAUAUGAUAGCAAUGUCGUCCAUGUGCGUUGGUCUGAAUGUAAGAAAAGAUCUAUCCUCGAUCGAGCAUCAAUGGUGGUCGAUAUACUUGCAAAUUCGACCUGUUUUUCUCAAAUGAUGCAUAUGACAGGAUUAUAGGAUAUAGCUAGAUGGUCAAUGGUUUUAAUUUCUUGUCUUCAAAGUCCCUGUAAUAGUUGAAAUUUUACUUGUUAAUUUAUAGUGAUUGCAUAUUUUAACCCAUAUACCAGUGCUUCUACUUUUGAAAUUAUGAUCUUUAACCACCCAAGUUUUGUUCUUAGAUACCAAAACAAAUUCCUUUUACAGCAUCAUUACUGAAUGCAUCUUUUUUCUUCUUCGCUGUAGAUAGUUUAGCUCGUCUCGAUUUUUCUAGUCGAGUCGAAACCAAAACCAACAUAAAUACAAGGGGGAUAUGCAAAAUCGAGCUGCCUCAAAAUAAUUGUGUUUAGUCAUGAGUUAAAUUGAGAAAAGGGAAUUUGAUCUAAUAACAACAAAUUUUAUUACUAAUUAAACAUAACUUCAAUUAAAAGAUCAUAUUUGAAAAGAAUGGGCGAUGGGGGUGGGAAAAUUACUAAAAACAAGCUAAAACAACAAAUUGAGACAAGCAAAAGCAUCGGGCUGGGAGAGGAUAGGUGGAAAAGACAUGAAAAAAAAUUGUGUCGCAUUGGCCCAUCUCAUUGAGUCAGGGAUAAGCCGCCACUGGAAUAGGAGGGUCAUCCCUAACCCCGAUGGCACUUGAAAAGCUGUUAGUAGGUCACCAGAAGGUUAUAUUUCAAUGGUUUGUUGGGGUGUGUCAUGAAUCAUAUAACCGCGACCGGUCAUCCGUCCAAAAUAAACUCGAAAAACAAUCCUAGUAGUUCAUCAUAAGAUAUAAUAAAAUCCAAACUUAUUCCUCUACUAACCCUGUCAUUAAACCAAUGGGAGUAACAUUG